Entrophospora sp. SA101 is the source of this 1128-nucleotide messenger RNA. Lineage: Eukaryota; Fungi; Glomeromycota; Glomeromycetes; Entrophosporales; Entrophosporaceae. The record is from the annotation of a GenBank genome assembly.
AUGGUAUUAAAAGUUAAAGCACUUUAUGAUUGUUCAGCCGACGAUGAUUCUGAAUUAUCUUUCAAAAAAGGAGAUAUAAUUGUUGAUGUUACCAAAACAAAUGAAGAAGGUUGGUUAGAGGGAAGAAAAGAAGAUUCAAACAUAAAAGGAUUAUUUCCAAGCAAUUAUGUUCAAUUGAUUGAAGAAAAGAAAAUUCCACCAAAAAUACCUCCUCGCAAAAUUGGUACCAACUCUAAUAAUAAUAUACAAGAAAUUGAUAAAUUACCUUUAUUUGAAACAGGUUCUAGUGGGUCAAUUAAAGAUCCUGCAGAAUCAGAUAUUGGAAUAUCAAUAGGAAAGCCUAGAAAAAUUUCAAAGAAUACACUGGCUGUUUUUGAGUCUAAUGAGACUUUGCCAAUAAAACCUUCUAUCAACCCUAGAUCAAAAUUAUCACCAAGUCUUGAUCGUCCAAUACCUGAUUCAAGACCACCAUUACCUUCAAGAAAGCUAUCAAAUACUCCUUCAAUCUCUAGUGCCAGUUCAAAUAGUAAUGAUUCAUUAGCACCACAAACACCACCAAGACCAUUUUCAUCAACAAACUCAAGUACUACUUCAUUUACAAAAUCAGUAGCUGAAAAUCAUACAGAUAAUUCUGAAAAGGCAAAGAUAACAACACAAGAUCAAUCAGUAAAAGUUGUACAACAAGGAAUAUCUAAUAACUUUUCUCAACUUAAAGGGGAAUUUGAAAAAUCUCCAUAUGGUAAUAAGAAAAUUUCUGCUAUAAAAUCCUCACAAUCACCACCACCAUUGCCCUCAAGAAAAAAUCUUGGAUUAAGUACUGAUUCAGAAAUCAAAAUUCCACAUAGACCACUUCAAUACAGUGGUAUUCCAUCAGAUGCAAAAAAACGAUAUGAACUAGUUUUUGAUUCUAAUAAAGAAGAAGAUCUUAUUGAUGCUGCUGUAGUUAGAGAAAUAUAUAUAAGGAGCAGAUUAAACAACAAGACUUUAUAUAAGAUAUGGGAUCUUUUGGAUACUGAUAAAGAUGGAUAUUUAAAUAGAAACGAGUUUUGUAUAGGAAUGUUUUUGAUUGACAAAAGACUUGAAGGAGACCCAGUUCCUGAUAAGUUGCCAAAAGAACUAUUAGUAUGA